Messenger RNA from Solanum pennellii, 2907 nucleotides. RefSeq lists its product as uncharacterized. The transcript is spliced from 2 exons. NCBI's taxonomy places the organism in Eukaryota, Viridiplantae, Streptophyta, Magnoliopsida, Solanales, Solanaceae. The record is from RefSeq and is a predicted model, not a curated record. Gene Ontology annotation, molecular function: calmodulin binding. Bases 175 to 2520 code for a protein of 781 amino acids.
AGGCUGCUUACAAACCAAAGGCAAAUGCACCAUUUGGAAUCUCUGGUAGUUGAGAUUUCAAAAACUGCCUUUCUUCAUGAAGUAAAACUCUCUAUCUCAAGAAGAAGAAACACUACCUCAAAUCCAUAAAUCCUUGAAAAGAAUAUAUCUUUCUUUACCCAAAACCAAAUUAAGAUGGUGCAAAAAAAAGUCCUCAACAAACUUAGUAUCAAAACUGAUCAUAAUAUAAAAGCCAACAACCAAAUAAUGAAUCACAAACCAUCUUUUCCUAUGUUACAAAACCAUGACACCAUCAAGAAUAGAAAAGCUGAACUCAAGAAAAAGAUGAUGAAGAAAUCAGGCAAAACCAAACUCUUAGAAUAUGAAAUCUCCCACUCACCAAAAAAUUUCAGAAAAUAUGUACCUCAACCAGGCAAACCACCCCCAAGUACUACUAACUCAUCGACACCAACGAAGCGUCAGCAUCAGCAACAGCAACAACAGCAAUCAACAUGUACUCCAAAUUAUAUGAAGUCCACAAGCAGUUCUGUUGCAAGAAAAGAGCAAUCUCAGGUAAGUUCAAGGAGCCCUCAAACUUAUUCACAAAGUUGUAGUAGAAAGAAUUCAAGUAACUCAAAGUUAGGCUCAGCUAGUUCUGUUAAUAAACCAAUAAGGAGUUUAUUAGCUAGAACUCCUAGUUUUAAACCAACAAGAGUUUCAUCAUGUUCCCCUAUUGUUAUGUAUGAUGAUUUCCAAGUAGAAAGGGCUACAUGUUCAUCAACUUUGAAAGAAGUUAAGUUUCCUUCAUACCUUGAACUUAGUCCUGGAGGAACAGAAUCAGAUGGAACUUCUGUUUUCAAGGUUUGUCCAUAUACAUAUUGUUCUCUUAAUGGUCAUCAUCACCCUCCUUUGCCUCCAUUGAAGUCUUUCUUGUCAGCAAGAAGGCGUACGUUGAAGAAUCAGAGGAGUUUCAAGUUGGGAUGUGUCUCUCCUCGUCGAGCUAAUCAUCGUGGAUUAAGCUUGAGUGAUAAUGUGCAAAAACAAAUAGAGAGUACUACAGAGAAGGUAGCUCCUCUGACAAAUGAAGAUGAGAAGGAGUUUUUCGUCGAAAUUUAUAGCAAUGAAAAGGAAGAGACCAACUCGGUAGAUGAUUAUUACAUCAUCGAUUCUUCUGUCACUGAUCAUGUACCUUCGGGUGAAGGCACUGAAGUGGCAGCAGAUGAUACCGAGGACAAUCUUGAUCAAAAGAGAGAAGCCUUGUGUCCGAACGAAGGUGCUAGUGACAUGGUUCAAGAAGAAGUGGAUUUUAAAUCCUUGAGUAUGCAUACUGAAAUAGAGAUAGAGCCAACAGCAGAAGAGCUGGAAUCUGAAGCUUCUGAUAUGGACUGGGAUGUUGAGAAGUACUAUGCAUAUAGCGAAGACGAAACUGGUUCAAUCUCAGAUGAUAUAGAUCCCAUCACAUUCGUUGAUGAUUCAGUCAUCAGCGAGGAGUUCACGGGAAAAUCAUCUAAUCCUGAACUUCUAUCUGAGAAAACUCUGGAAGAGUUCUUUGAUAAAGAAAGUAUCAUCUCUGGAACAAGUUAUGCUUGUGACGACUCCGAAUCUAUCUGUUUGCAUACAGAAUUUGACAUCGAUGAGUGUGUUGAAGUGUCUGAGGACACUACACUUAUCUCUCUAGAUGUCAAUUUCAUUCUGGAUGGUAAAGAUAGUGAGACAGCAACAAUGGAUUAUCAGGCUGCUGUUAAGGCUGAAGAAACCUUCUGUCUAGAAGAUGAAAUUUCAACUCCUCACGAGGAAUCCGUAACUCCUCAAGAUGACGAUGCAGCUGCACUCACAGGCUAUCAAGAGCUCAAUGUUUGGUAUCUCCAUGAAGUGCUAGAUGAAACAUGUAAGGAUAAUGAAAAACAUUUGGAUGAAAACAUUGUCGUCAAGAUGGAAGAGACGGAAACAAAAACAGAUUGCUGUGAACAAGGAAGUGAAAAUAGUCAUGGUGAUAAUGCUCAACAGUUGGUGGUAGUAGAGGCUGAUAUCAAAGAUGAGAGUGAUAAAAGCCAUCAAGCUGAAGAUGGAAGUGAAAACGCCUCUGGUGUCGAAGCAGAUCAAACAGGUGAGGCAUGCGUGGAAAAGCAGAACCAAAUCAAAGAUAAUAAGACACAUGCAAAAUAUGAUUCGAGUGAAGAAAUGUCUGAGAGGUACAAAAACCUGAGAGGCAUAGCCAGGCGCAACGACUCUAAGGAGCCAGAGGAGUCAAGAGACUUCAAUCCACGACCACCGAAUUUCCUGCCACUGGAGCCAGAUCCAGAUGCAGAGAAAGUUGAUCUCAAGCAUCAGAUGAUAGAUGACAGGAAAAAUGCAGAGGACUGGAUGCUUGAUUUUGCACUCCGACGAGCAGUGGACAAACUUGCACCAGCUCGUAAGAGAAAGGUUGCAUUGCUCGUGGAGGCUUUUGAAACAGUCUUGCCAACAUCUAAAUGGGAACCUCACCUCAGGCGCAGCACAUCAGGAUUCACACAUCCUAGACCAAUUCAAGCUUGCAACUGAUGCAAGUUCAAGGUGGACAUCAGCUCGGAGCUAGUAUAAGACAAUCUUUCGUCCAGGAACAACUGGCUUGUUGCUCAUUAUUUACAACCCUCCAACAUCUGCAAGGAUUUCAGAUUAACGGCAUUAAAGGAAUUAAUUGGGAUAAGAUGGUGGAAAACAUCAUCAUGGAAUCUCAAGUAAUUUAUAAUGGAGCUUUCUAGUGUGCUGCUUUUCUGGGGAUUAUGCCUACACAUAUACUUGAGUACUGUUGUGAAAGAUUUUAUGUACUUCAAUCUAUGGCUUUAUCUAUAGUUGGCUAAUAUUUCUUAUAUGUAUCCUGACAUGUUAUGGUACCAUUAUCUUCAACUAUCAUCUCUACUACUACUAUAUCUGAAGUAUGCCAAUAAA